Stylophora pistillata is the source of this 867-nucleotide messenger RNA. RefSeq names its product interferon-inducible GTPase 5-like. NCBI's taxonomy places the organism in Eukaryota, Metazoa, Cnidaria, Anthozoa, Scleractinia, Pocilloporidae. The record is from RefSeq and is a predicted model, not a curated record.
AUGCCCGAAUUUGGUGUAUUUCAAGUUCAAAAGGAUAGUACUUCUACUUCGCUUGAUGACGAUGCUGAUGAUACUGCCCCUGUUGACGUCACUGGGUGCACUAUAGAGCCCACACCCUUUAGUCAUCCAAAGUAUCCAAACAUAAAGUUUUGGAACCUACCAGGAAUUGGAACUCCGAAUUACCCUGACCGGGAAACGUACCGCAACAAGGUACAGCUCGACAAGUAUCAUACAUUCCUCAUUUUUUCAAGCAGCCGGUUCACCGAGAACGACAUCGUAUUGGCCAAAGAGAUCAAGAAACAGGGAAAGUCUUUUUUUUUCAUUCGCACAAAAAUCGAUGACAAUGUGCGAGCCGAGAAGCGAAAGAAAUCUUUCAGUGAAGCUGCUAUGUUAGAGAAAAUCCGGCGCAAUUGUAUGGAAAACCUGGUUGACGAGGCUGCCAAGCCUAUAUGCAGUGUAGACCACAUCUUCCUGAUAAGCAACCAUCAUCCAGACAAAUGGGAUUUUGGUCGACUUACCCAAGAGAUUCUUGAUGCAUUGCCAAGAUAUCAGCAAGAGACCCUUACCUUGUCUCUGAAUACCCUCACCACCUUAUCAAAAGAUAUGCUGAAGAGAAAAGUUAAGGUUCUCGAAGGGCGGAUGAUGUAUGUUGCAGGGGCAUCUGCUCUGGCAGCGGCGAUUCCAGUUCUUGGGCUAUCUUUUGCCGUAGAUAGCGCUCUCCUAUUGAAAGAAAUUAGAGAGUACAUAACCCAGCUUGGUAUUCCUGAAAAAGGAUCCAACAGAUUUGGGAGGCUAAGUUCUACCACCCAGCAGGAGAUUCUCGACCUUUUCAUAAAAAUUGAGAUUAACCUUCGACCUAUUCCUUGA